UAUGCAAAUGUAUGUAUGUAUAUAUGUAUUAUUGGAAAUCAAUUAACAACACAAAACAAUGACAAAUAUUGUCCAGAAACGCUCACAGGUACUGCAUUUAGCAUAAACAAUAUGCUCAAAUGUUGUUAUGGUGUUUGGGGGAAACUCCACUUUCAAGUUCCUCCAGUGCAAAAGUCGACAGUAAAGAACCAGUUUACGCAGGUUGUGUAGUACUCCCCAUCGUAGUAUAGAAAUAGAAUAGGAGAAGAAAAGACAUUCCCAUUGAAAUCAACGUAGCAGGACGGUCAAAGUGGCGGGCAUUUUUAUGUGUACCGUUGCCAUUGCAACCAGGCUAACUUCCAUAUAAACUGAGUUAUGGCAAGUCGUAGACUCACUGAGAUGAGGUUUUGCAGUAAAAACUAAAACAAGCAGUGGAAUAGUAAUGUUACGAAGCACAGAGAGCCAGAGUUGAUGAGUACAAUUUAGAAACUUAAUACUUCUUCCACACGCUCUCAGGGGAGGAAAGCACAUUGCUAUCACCAGAUGAGUGGCAACUUUGUUCGGCUCAUUUUCUGUAACCAGUGAAGCGUUAAAGCAUGUUGGAAUUAGCAAGCUGCAAGCCACACAGCAUGGUUAGUUAGCUAUCUUGCUAAUUCCACUAUGCUUUAAUGCUACACUGGUGGCCAGUUGCAGGUCUUGAUCUAACCAUCUCUCCGCCUCACUACCUAGAUAACUAGCCAUCCGUGUCUGAAGCUGCAUCUGCUCUCUCUUCGGCGAGCUGCGACCACACUUUACAGCCCCACUAUCAUGUGUUGUUACCAUAACAACUAAGAACAAUCGCCCUUUUCUUUUGUACCGUUAAAAUGACUACGGAAAACUGUGCAAUGAAUGUUCUUCUCCUAUUCUGUUUCAUUGGUGUAAAAUCAGCAGGGUGACCCUUUGAGUUUAAAUUGUGGUUGUUUUCUUUAUGAUGACCUCUGACUUGAGAUCAAAGUGCAACUACCUUUUAUCAGUAGCUGAUACUGUAAGACGGCAAAGAACCAACAGUGUUUUUUUCCCUGUUAAUUUUUGAAAGGCUUUGAUUGUGAGCUGUUGUUAUUACGUAGAUUAUCUGAUGUCUUCACUGUGAUGAAGAACAUCUGCACAUCGUUUGCACUGUAUGCAAUGUAAAUAUAUACUGUACAUGUUUACUGUCCGUGGAUGCUGAGCAUGUCCGUCUUUUCUACUUGAACUCUCUGCAGAGUUAAGAGGAUUUCUGAGAGUCGCUGCUGUAAGAUACUGUAAACAGGAGUGAAAUAGUACCUCCAUAUAGAACAUAUUUUGUGUGUGAUCUGUUUUGCAUUUAGGACCUUUUAGACCAAAAUAAAUGUAGUUUGAUGAAUGCAUAUGCCUCCUCAGCGUGGGAUUCUGAUGUUCUCACUGUGCUGUAGGGAUGAACUUUAUGUUAUCAUGCUGUUCCAUCUACCUUCUCCACUUUCUGCUUGUUCUCUCCAAACAGCAGAGACCUGCAGACAGAUAAAGAGGAGGCUGAUUUAUUAGGAGUCAGAAACAGACAGCCACAUUCAUCUUCUGAUUGUUAUGAUUGCGGUGCGUUCCUCUGCCAUGGCCUGCAGGAAGAGUGAGUUAGUACAUGUCAGCGAGCACAGGUAUGCACUGUGGACACCGGCUGCCUCAUUCACCGACUGCUGGAGCGAGGAAGGAGACGCUUGCAUGCAUGGACUGCAAAACAAAGCUCCACAUCAGCCACAAGGCGGUGAACAAGAAGAAGAAGAAAAAGAACCAGGCAGAAGAGCACAGAUUUGAAAAAGUCUGAGCUGAAAAGAAAAGAAGCUGAGAGAGGAGGAGAAGAGGGAGAGAAGCCGGGAGGAACACAAGGCAGCAAUGGAUAGCAGAGUGGCUCAGCCUGACCCUGGGAUGGCAUGGAUUCACACACAGCUGCUGGCUACCAUCCAGCACUCACACUAGGCUGCUAACACCAAUGAGCUCCCAUGUGUUCGUUCAGCCAUGCUUCCUGGGUAUGGAUUCUCACCUUUUCCUGAUUUCCAACCCCACCUUCACUCUCUUCGCUGCCGAGGAGAGAGUCCCAGCAUGUGGAUCCCUGGCUCAGGGGAGUCCCAGGCUCUGAGCGAGGCCCAGGAGGACAGGCCUCUCCUCCACCCCUGUCACCACAAGCAUGUCGCCGUGUGCCAGCAGGAAACAUUGGCGUUUAUUGAGCUACAGCCACCAGUGACUCCUAAACUAAACGGUCUCGGCUCUCCGAGGCCGACUGUUAUUCCAGAGGCACAAUGCACGACACACUCUGUGACCCUGAAUUGUUUCAGACACAAACUAAAUGAACUGAAUGACAAGCAGAACGGCUGCCACAGGACAGACAAUGAGCACGAAACAACGUUGAAUUUGAACUCUCAUACACCUGCGAGUGACUGUGAGCUUGAAUGCCAUAACGGCAUCAGGACUUCUUUGCAGGAGCAGACAGAAAAACCUCGUAGUGUCACAACAAUAUGUCGUCCUCUCUACGCGGCGCUCAGCCUCCCUCUGCCAUUCCCUCUGUCCUCUCUAUACUCCGACAGAGACUCCUGGGAAUCUCAGUUACCUUGCUCCCCAUCCUCACCUGAAGGUCCCGGGUUUCAGAGCCUUGACUCCUGCCAGCUGCAGAGGAGGACGUCACAGGGUUCACUGAAAGAGAAGUCUAUCCGGCGAAAGAUCCAGGUUUACUCCCCAGACAGCCAGAGCGAUGAAUCUCUCAGCAGCCCAAUCCUGGACGCAGACUACAUCUUCCCAGGACCUUUUGCAUCUUUCCUGGAGGAGGACCUCAGUGGAUUAUCUUCUCUGGAGGCCAUUUCAAGCCCUUCAUCCACAGACGAUGAUAUUUUUAAUCUACCUGCAGAACCCCUGCAAAUAAUAGAGGACUCAAUGCCAGGGGUGGGGGAAGACGGCGGGAGUGUAGAAACGUCAAGUGCCACAGGGGGGAGCUUUUUUCCACGCAGUCGUCAGGGGGAUCAAGAACGGCGGCGCUUCUCAGCUUCAGAACUGAUAUCCAGACUGCAGCUGUCUCAGAGGAAGAGCUCCUUCACCUUGAAGCUGGGGAAGUCGCUGUCUGCACGGGUCGCCUCCAGAGACAGACAGAGCGCCAACAGCAUCAGCCCCAACGCCGACUAUAAGUCCAACUCCAGGCACCGCAGCUCAGGAGGCUCUAGUGAUAGCGCCCCCCACAGUCCUGUAGGACCUACACCCACUCUGCCAAGCAGUGACAAUGGCAUGCCUUUGCAUCGGUGGAGCACAAAACUCGGAAUACGGAAGAAAUCCAUAGAGGAAGAGUUCUGCACGCUUCCAACUGUCGCUAGUUCGAAUCGCUUAUCACGGUUUUUGCCUAGUUCGAUUCUGUACCAGGAAUACAGUGACGUGGCCAUCAACAGAGAGAUCCAGAGGCAGCAGGGGAAGGAGCCGGGCACAGAGGAGGAGGGGCUCAGGGAUGAGGGUUCAGACGGGACCCCGUCUCCUUCUAAUUUGUCUCCAUCCAGCUCCUUUCGCUCAUCACGAGGCUCUGCUUUUGCACUGUGGCAGGACAUCCCCGAUGUUCGAACCAGCGGCCAGCUCGACAACUUCAGCAACGAGGAACGGAAACUACAGGAGGCAAAGUUUGAGCUGGUGACGUCGGAGGCGUCGUACAUUCGUAGUUUGACGAUCGCGGUGGACCACUUCAUGUUAUCGCAGGAGGUCGCCGAGUGUCUUGGCGCUCAGGAUAAGCAGUGGCUCUUCUCCAAGCUGCCUGAAGUCAAAGGUGUCAGUGAGAGGUUUCUUCAGGACCUGGAGCACCGGCUGGAGGAAGACAUUCUGCGUUUUGACGUGUGCGACAUCGUCCUGGAGCACUGCCCGGCUCUGCGAAGGGUUUAUUUACCUUAUGUAACCAACCAGGCGUACCAGGAGCAGACGUACCAACGUUUGCUGCACGAGAACCCUCGUUUCCCCGGCAUCCUGGCUCGUUUGGAGGAGGACCCCAUCUGCCAAAGACUUCCUCUGACCUCUUUUCUGAUCCUCCCGUUUCAGAGAAUCACACGGCUUAAAAUGCUGGUGGAGAACAUCUUAAAGAGGACGACACCGGGUUCCCGGGAUGAGGACACUGCCACUAAAGCUUUCAAUGAGCUAAAAAAGAUCAUCAAAGAAUGUAACUCCAGUGUGCAGUCGAUGAAGAGGAUGGAGGAACUUAUUCACCUCAAUAAGAAAAUCAAUUUUGAGGGAAAGAUCUUCCCUCUGAUCUCUCAGUCCCGCUGGCUGGUGAAACACGGUGAACUCCUGGAGGUGGACACUCAGAUGAUGAGUAUUUCCGGUUCAAAGCUCAAGUUGCCCACCAAGCCUGUGUACCUCCACCUGUUCAAUGACUGUCUGCUGCUGUCCAGGAGGAAGGAUACGUGGAAGUUCAUGGUGUUCGUUCACGCCAAGAUAGGACAGCUGAAAGUGAAGGACCUCAGUCUGAAGCUGCAGGGCAUCUCAGGCUUCAUCUUCCACCUGCAGCUGUGUGAAGGCCAACAGCUCAAACACCAGAUCCUGCUCAAGUCACACACUGAGAGCGGGAAGCAGAGAUGGAUCACAGCCAUGUUUCCAUCUGAUCCACGCGAAGACAUCGAGCAUGCCAGUGAGAAUGAUGAUAUAUCCCAGGUUCAGUGCAUCAAAAGCUAUCAGGCCCAAGAGCACGAUGAGUUAACGCUGGAGAAGGCCGACAUUCUUCACGCUAAGACCAUUACAAGUGAUGGCUGGGUGGAAGGCAUCAGACUAUCUGACGGGGAGCGGGGCUGGUUCCCCAAAACCUACGUGGAGGAAAUCACAAGUCGCAGCGCUCGCCUCCGCAACCUCCGAGAAAAUAUCCGCAUCAAAUGUGUCACGCAGAAACUGGAGGGGGAAGACUAACCACUUUUACUGCAACUUGUCAUGUGUCAAAGGUGCAUUUUUAAGAUGAUUUUAGAUGGAUGUGGGACCCACAGUAUGUCGUAUAGCAUGCAGGUGCUAAAACAAGCCAGCAUUUUCCUCUAGCAUGCUACCUACAGAUACAGUCUUGAAAUGAGAGAGGCUUUUAUACAAUAAGAGUCUGUUGACAAACGUUCACAUUCGGCCAAUUUUUAAGAUUAUUUUUUGGGCUUUAUUAGAUAUAGCUGAAGAUAAGACAGGAAAGGGGGAGAGAGCGGGGACGACAUGCAGCAAAGGGAAGCGGGGUCGGAUUCAGACCCAGGCCACUGCGGUAAGGACUCAGCCUUGGUGGUUCUCAACCUGGGGUCGGGACUUCUAAAGGGGUCGCGAUAUCAUUUCUGGGGGUCGCAAGAUGACAAAAAAAUUAAAUAACAUAUUUUUUUCUACACUAAUCGCCUGUAUCAGUGAUAUAGUUUGCCUCAGAAUAGAUAGAGAGUUGCAUGGAGAGUGCAUGCACAUGAGUUUUUGACGAGGGAUUUCUGGCGGGUUAGGGGCCGAGAAAAAGUCACGCAACGUAUCAAAAAUCUACAGUAUGUGGAGCUCAUUGGACAACGCUUAGGUGCUAGAAAAACAAACAAAACUGUCAUCACAAAACAAAGCAAUAUUUAUUUACAUUUAUGUAUCAAAGCAUUCACAAUGAUCACUCAAAAUCAGCUAGGAAGGAGUGUAGGAAGGAGUGUAGAAACGGCUGUUUACACCGGUUUUGCAGCACUCAACACCUAAUUAGUGUGGGGGUGUCGUGACUCGAAAAGGAUGAGAACCACUGCCUUAGUACGUGAGCUACCGAGGCAUCCCGACAUGUGGACAUCUUUUAACAGUUUUGCCACACUGAAGUUUCUAGACAGAUUCCCUCUUUGGACUGUCUCAUGCAGUCAGCUGAGCUCUGUGAGGUGCAGGAGAUUCACUCAUGUAGUGUUACAACACCAGGAAGUCGCUCGAGGCAGAUCCUCCUACUGAGCUGUGUUAGGACACAUCAGAGGCCUUUUAUCUUUUAUCUUUGUUCACACUGUGUGUUGCUUUAAUUUCCGAAGGCAGAUAAGAAAUCGCUCUGCUGUGUAGUCAACACACUCAACAAAAUGUACAGUUUUUUUUAGUGAUUUAGUCCAUCCCAUAUCUGAUACACUACAGUGCAUCAGUUCAUUUCCAUCCAUGUGGAUUGAUAAAAAAUCCUUGGCUCUUUAUUAAAGAGGACGACACCCUCCCUGUACGCACUGUAAAUAGUCUGUAGUAACUAUGACUGCAUGAACUCUGGUCGUUGUCCAGACAAGGCAACUGCAGAAUGACGGUUUAAUUUCUUUAAAAAGAUGAUUUCACGAUUCUUCUGUAACAUAAAUGAAGGACAGACUAUCCUCUUAACAAGGCCGCACUACGCAAAUACUUUGUUAGGGCCCUAAUCUGAUUAAAGGAUUAGGCUGACUAUAUUCUGUAUUUUUAUUAAUGUCAACAAAUCCCACGAAGAGACCAAAACCAACAAUGAAUUCAUCCUGCUGACAAAUAUUGUCUAAAGCCUGAUAUCAGGGAUGCUGGAAGACAGACGGAGUUGGGGGUUUUUCACUUAAAACUAUGCAGUUUUACAUCAUUUUGGAUCAUUAUAUUUACUAUAGAUAACACCCAAAAGCUUAAAGUAAUAACUUACUAUAGUUGAAUAAUUAUUUUAUUAUUUAUAUAUAUAUAUAUAUUAUAUAUUAUGUAUAUAAUCACAGCCUUCGUUUGAACAUUUAAUUCUAAAAUCAUACUCUAAAUCAAAGGAGCAGCUUCAGAAAACUGAACAUGAUUAGCGUUCCUCGUCCGGACGCUCUCCACGUUGUUUUUACGCAGCUCAAAAAAAGGGCUAACCCUGAUUUAAAAAAAAAAAAAAAAACCUUGAACAUCAAUAUACUUUAUGUCGAAGCAGCCACAGCAACUACACAGUCAACAACACGGAGCCAAUGCAUGAGAACUGAGGAGAGGAAGAGGGAGCGAGUUGUAGUUGAUCACACAUACACCAUCCUGCUGAUGUAAAUACUGACUAGAGCACCAAAUGUGUAUUAAUCCACAGCUGAAAGUAGUCCCCAACAAAUGCACUAUUUACUCCUGUUUGAGUAACGUUUGCUAAAAAACCUACAGUGCUCAGCUGUUUUAGUGAAUGAUUUAGCUUUUUGUAAUAUUGAAACUAUAUAUUUGUGACUCAUUUUAAAGAUUUCUGUCUUCGGUAGGAACAAGUUUGGCUUGGGGCUGAGCACCACAGACGGGGUAGGGAGGUUUAACAAUGCUGGGUUUGUUCUUUUCAUGGCAUUUGUUGACAGUAAAUUUUAAAAACCAGGAAAUGGAGACUUACCAAAAUACAAAUUCACCUCGGCACCCAUAUAAAUCAAUCAUCUGUGUUGUAAAAGUGCUUCACACGUACUAAUUUAAAAACUUUAGCUCCAGUUGAAUAUAAGCUAGACGUUGUUUUAUUACACUAAUCAUAAAGGAUCAAGUAAGCUAGUCCUACAUCGUCCACAUCGUUCCCCUCAUUACUUGUAAAAAUCCCCAAAAUGACCAAAAGCGCAGUGUAACUGAGCUGAGAUCUGUUGUUAAUGAACCACUAUAAUCAACAUUCAAAUGUAAACUCUUCCAGUGGCACAUGAAAUGUUUAUAAUAACCCCUUUUUUUUUCUAUAUCUGCGUCUGUUAGUUGUAAUUUAAGUGGUUGCUGUUGCAGCAUGUGUAUUUAUACUCCUCUAGCUGGUCGUUCUCUAAGGAGAUUCUGAUGUAAAUGUACUUUACUGUAGAUGGCUUCAUGUAUAAAGAGUAGAAGAUGGACUGUAAUUUAUAUGAACAAAGAUUCCACAAAUAUUAUUACUUUCUAUAACUAUAAACUUUUUCAGUUUGAUUCAUUUCUAAUACCACAUUAAUAAAUAUAAGUACUGU
Messenger RNA from Sebastes umbrosus (honeycomb rockfish), 7832 nucleotides. RefSeq names its product Rho guanine nucleotide exchange factor (GEF) 19 (gene arhgef19). Lineage: Eukaryota; Metazoa; Chordata; Actinopteri; Perciformes; Sebastidae. The coding region runs from base 1984 to 4884 and encodes 966 amino acids. The transcript is spliced from 18 exons. The record is from RefSeq and is a predicted model, not a curated record. Gene Ontology annotation, biological process: activation of GTPase activity; regulation of actin cytoskeleton organization. Gene Ontology annotation, molecular function: protein binding; guanyl-nucleotide exchange factor activity.